CUGUAGAUUUUGGAGCUUUCUUUUGUUUGUGAAGUUGUGCGUUUACUUGUAAACAAAUUGUUUGUCUCUGGAGAAUUUGAUUUCUUUGGUGAAAUUUGUCAGUUUCAGAAAGCUUAACCAGACAAUAACCGUCUUCCAUAAACGCGACAACCGACUAAAGGAUGGAAUUUGAGUUUAGUGGUGGAUAAGGAUCUCAUAGGAAUGUCUGACCUUAUGUAUGAGCUUGAAGAUAAUGUUUGGGAUGAAUUCAGUGCUAGUACUACCGAUGAUCAUAUAGUUCCUCAUCCUGUUGAUGAAUAUGGGGCUCAAUUCAAAGUUCAAAGGGAUGGUCAAACGAAACCACAACAUGAAGUGACUGGAGUUGCUAGAAAUGCAGAUAAUUCGAUUAAAUAUGGUAUUUUCGGGGAGAAGGGAAAAAGCUUUCAUAUUCUGACCAAGAACAGAAUGUUAGAAAAGGAUUCAUGGUCUGACAGACCUGAUGGAAUAUUUCCCACUUCAGGUGACAAUGACUCACUCAAAGAAGUAACAGGCAUGGUUUCUGAUGAUCCAAUGAUGUCUAGCCAUGGUCUCAAAACUGGCGAUAUAGAUUCAGUUAGCAAUGAUUUCUGUGCAGAUGAUCCUGUCUUGGUUGACAACUGUGCUACAGUGUACAAUAACAUCUACCUUUUUCCACUAAAUCAUAUAUCUGAAGCCAAUGAUGAUAUCAGAUUUUUUAAUAAUAACCAUGAAGACAAAGAAAACGGUGAUCUUCUAUGUUAUGGUUGGGGGGACAUUGGGAAUUUUGAGGAUGUUGACAGGAUGUUCAGAAAUUGUGAUUCAACGUUUGGAUUGGGGAGUUGCAGUAAUGAAGAUGAUUUGUGCUGGGUUUCAUCUUCACAAGCAACUGAAGGAUCUCAAGAUGUGUUCAAGGCUGAUGCUAAAUUAAAUAGUUUACCAGAGAAUUGUGCAACUUCUAGUCCAGAUGCAGGUACUUCAACUAUUGAUUCCGACAAGAAAAGUGUUCUCCUUGAUGACAAAAUAAGUUCCCUUGGUAUGAGCAGUAGAAAUCCUGGCCUUGCUCACAUGUCAUCUUUGAAUGCAUCCAAUAACAAAUCUGGAAGUAAGGAUGGCUUGACACCUAAGGAGCAGAUUAGUCCACAAAAUAAUCAGUCAAAGCAGCUGAGUGCAUCGGGAGAAAGAAUAGAUCAUCGUCUUAAAAAUGGAGACUAUUGUCACCAAUAUGGUAACAUCAAGCAGUUUGCAGACGUGAAGCAUCUCUCUAGUGAUGCAUCCUGUCAGCUCUUUUCCUCACUGGAUCUUCAGCAGCUGAAGCAAAACAUCGGACCUGAUUCUGUAAGUUAUGUACAGGCAAAUGUUCCUUUUAUGCAUCUCAACUACAGCAGUCCUUCGAACCAAAUUUCAAGAUGUCCAACUCUAGCUAGUAACAAAUCUGAAAGAGACGGACAUCCUACUUUGACAAAUGGUUCAUCUUAUGCAUCAAAUCAGGUACAGUCCAUAGAUCGUGGUCAUUCAUUUGAGGUUCCUGACAAUGUAACGAAUGAGAAGAGAGGAAAGCUGAACCACCAACAGGUUACACAAGUCCCACUCAAUAGUGUUGUCGACCAAGCAAGAAUGGAAAGACAGGUUGCAUUUAAUGAUCCAUUCACUUCUCAAAAGCAGAUCUGUCAGUCGGAACGGGAUGAAGGUCAUAGUGAAGGUGAAGGAUUUAGUGUAGGAAAGCAAGCAGAACUAGGUUCUUCAAACGGGCAGGAAAGCUCUAGUGUAAGUUCGACAUUGGCUGAAGUCUCACUAGAAGCAUCUAGUUUUCGACAGCUUCAACAAGUCAUGGAAAAGUUGGAUAUCAGGACAAAACUGUGCAUACGGGAUAGUCUGUAUCGUCUGGCUAGGAGUUCUGAACAGAGGCAUAACUGUGCAAAUACAAGGGAAAGUAGAGAUGAUAAAGAUGCAAGUGGACCUUUUGAGGCCGAAGAAACAAGCAAGUGCACUAGAUUUAUGGAUAUAGAAACUGACACAAACCCUAUAGAUAGAUCCAUAGCACACUUGCUAUUUCACCGGCCUUCGGAUCCAUCUCUAAGGCCUGCUACCAAAACAACAUCUUUAAAGUCUCAUGGGACGAUUCGUGGCUCGACCACUACUGCACCCGUGAUUGCUGGAAAACACGUUGGCCAUGACGGAACUGAUGCUGGUUCAGAUGAAAAACCCGCUGAGCUGACUACAGGUAACAUUGGAACUUGAUGAGAACACUUGUAAAAUAUAAUCUUAUUUUAUGAUCAUGUAAAAUGCAUUUUGGAGUGCGGCCUCAAAACAUAAAGAUGAUGCGAGGUAAUUUGACCCUAAGAUUCAAUUUAAUAAAGAGUUUUCUUUCC
This is a messenger RNA of Hibiscus syriacus, 2366 nucleotides long. Its product is annotated as protein LNK1-like. The record is from RefSeq and is a predicted model, not a curated record. Gene Ontology annotation, biological process: circadian rhythm; regulation of DNA-templated transcription. The coding region runs from base 202 to 2235 and encodes 677 amino acids. Lineage: Eukaryota; Viridiplantae; Streptophyta; Magnoliopsida; Malvales; Malvaceae. The transcript has 8 exons.